AUGAAGCAGAAGUACCAAGGUUCCACAAGAGUCAAAAGAGCUCAACCCCAAGCUCUUAGGAAAGAGUUUGAAGUCCUACAGAUGAAAGAAGAGUCUAAUAACUUAGGCACUUUAACAAUCGAUGAAUUGCAAAGCAGCUUGCUGGUACAUGAGGAAAGAAUGAAUGGACGUGUAGGUGACGAACAAGCACUAAAGGAAGCAAGUUAUGCAGAGACUGAGGAUGAAGAAGAAAUCUUGUUGAUGUCAUAUGCGGAGCUCAACCAAUCAAGGAGGGAAGAUGUUUGGUUCCUUGAUUCUGAGUGUAGAAAUCAUAUGUGUGCAAACAAGGAAUGGUUCUCAGAUUUUGACGAGGAAUUCCGACAAUCUGUGAAGCUUGGAAAUAAUUUCAAGAUGGCAGUGUUGGGAAAAGGUAACAUUAGGUUGCAAGUUGUUGGAGUCACUCAGGUAUUCACUGAUGUUUUCUAUCUAUAUACCUGA
Molecule: messenger RNA, 477 nt
Organism: Cucurbita moschata (crookneck pumpkin)
Lineage: Eukaryota; Viridiplantae; Streptophyta; Magnoliopsida; Cucurbitales; Cucurbitaceae
Exons: 3
Coding region: 1-477 (158 amino acids)
Source: RefSeq, a predicted model, not a curated record